Messenger RNA from Penicillium samsonianum, 2154 nucleotides. RefSeq names its product cytochrome P450. NCBI's taxonomy places the organism in Eukaryota, Fungi, Ascomycota, Eurotiomycetes, Eurotiales, Aspergillaceae. Gene Ontology annotation, molecular function: heme binding; monooxygenase activity; oxidoreductase activity, acting on paired donors, with incorporation or reduction of molecular oxygen. Bases 365 to 1903 code for a protein of 512 amino acids. The transcript is spliced from 3 exons. The record is from RefSeq and is a predicted model, not a curated record.
AAAACAUCAUCAAUAUGCGACCGUUGAUUUGCCUGAACUCCCCAAGCCAAUAACCGAAACCGGGGGCGUCGGAGGUUCGGAGGCUUGAGACGGCACUCUCCACGGAUCUUCGCCGCCAGUGUCUGAACUCCACACUACCGAAAUUGCUUCCCGUUGCCUUGCCUUACCCUCGGGGAUGAUUUGAUGACCACUCAUCCCUCUUUUCAUAAAUAAGUUGGAUUCUCGCGUUUGGUCAUAAAUCUGAGCUGAUUCCUCUCAUUUGAACAUACCUAUAUUCAUUGAUUGGCAUUAUCGUUUUUGCAUUGGGCCGGUACCUUUUUUUCCCCGAGCUGUUUUGUCCAACACUCCUAUACAACACUUCACCAUGUUUGUGACACUGGAGACCGUUCCGGUCAUUCUUCUCGGCCUCGCCGUAGCCUAUUACUUGGUCCCGUACGUGCAAAAGUCGCACUUGCGUGAUAUUCCCUCUGCCGGGUUUGCCGCGUUCACCAACGUUUGGUUACUGCUGCAGGCCCGUCAAGGUCAAAAGUACCUGACGAUCGACGAGGCCCACAAGAAGCACGGAAAGCUUGUCCGCAUUUCACCUACCCAAGUCUCUAUUGCCGACGAUGAAGCUAUUCAGAGCGUCUAUGGACACGGCAAUGGUUUCUUGAAAGCGGACUUCUACGAUGCCUUUGUCUCUAUCCGCCGUGGCUUGUUCAACACCCGUGACCGCGUCGAGCACUCCCGCAAGCGCAAGACCGUUUCCCACACUUUCAGUGCUAAGUCCAUUGGCCAAUUUGAGCAGUAUAUCCACGGCAACAUUGAGGAGUUCGUGAAGCAAUGGAACCGUCUGUCCGACCUUCAAGGUAACCCCAAGACUGGCUAUGUAAGCAUCGACGCCCUCAACUGGUUCAACUACCUGGCGUUCGAUAUCAUCGGCGACUUGGCUUUCGGAGCUCCCUUCGGCAUGCUCGAGAAGGGCCAGGAUAUUGCCGAGAUGCGUCUGGACCCCAAGGACCCUCCCAAGUAUGUCGCCGCUGUCGAAGUUCUGAACCGUCGUGGAGAGGUGUCCGCUACCCUGGGCUGCAUGCCCUCUCUCAUCCCCUUCGCCAAGUACAUCCCGGACCGCUUCUUCUCCGAAGGUCUGCAAGCCGUUGAGAACCUUGCCGGUAUCGCCAUUGCCCGUGUCAACGAGCGUCUCAAGCCGGAGAUUAUGGCCAACAACACCCGUGUGGAUCUGCUUGCCCGCCUUAUGGAGGGCAAGGACGGAAACGGUAACCAGCUUGAACGCGCCGAAUUGACCGCCGAGGCCCUCACCCAAUUGAUCGCCGGCUCUGACACCACCUCCAACACCACCUGUGCCAUCCUCUACUGGUGCAUGACCACCCCGCACGUUCUCCCCAAGCUCCACAAGACCCUGGACGAAGCCCUCCCCAAGGACAUCGAAGUUCCCACGCACGCCAUGGUCAAGGAAAUCCCCUACCUCCAAUGGGUGAUCUGGGAAACGAUGCGCAUCCACAGCACAUCCUCAAUGGGUCUUCCUCGCGAGAUCCCCGCUGGCUCCGCCCCCGUCGUGAUCUGCGGACACACCUUCAUAGCCGGCGACGUUCUCUCGGUACCCAGCUACACGAUCCACCGCUCGAAAGAGAUCUGGGGCGCCGACGCGGAACAAUUUGUCCCAGAGCGAUGGAGUCCCGAGCGUCUCAGCGCACGCCAAAAGGCCGCCUUCAUCCCAUUCAGCCACGGACCUCGCGCGUGUGUCGGUCGCAACGUCGCCGAGAUGGAACUGCUCGUUAUCUGCGCUACUGUGUUCCGACUCUUCGAGUUCGAGAUGCACCAGGAUGGACCCAUGGAAACGCGUGAGGGAUUCCUGCGCAAGCCGCUUGCUUUGCAGGUUGGUAUGCGUCGUCGUCGAGUUUGAGUGUCUACGACUUUUGGAAUAUUGGACAGUUUACACAACUGUAAAAAAGGGAUGUGUUGAGGAUUGAAAUAGUUUGGAUCUAGGGUGGAAUUGCAAUGGGAUCUUGGAUUGUAUUUGGAUCACCAUUUUGUCAUGAUUCGAUGAGAAUGACUGAGUUGGCUGUGCUAGCCUUGGGGCAAGUGUUUUACCGCGCAGUCGCUGAUGACUUUCCUUUUUUGGCUUGUCGAUUUCGAUUUGGUUUUGGGUCUUGG